Scomber scombrus (Atlantic mackerel) is the source of this 2024-nucleotide messenger RNA. RefSeq names its product cytochrome c oxidase assembly factor 1 homolog. The coding region runs from base 402 to 845 and encodes 147 amino acids. The transcript is spliced from 5 exons. Gene Ontology annotation, cellular component: mitochondrial inner membrane. Gene Ontology annotation, biological process: mitochondrial respiratory chain complex I assembly; mitochondrial respiratory chain complex IV assembly. Lineage: Eukaryota; Metazoa; Chordata; Actinopteri; Scombriformes; Scombridae. The record is from RefSeq and is a predicted model, not a curated record.
GUGAGAAGUCAGGACGGAACGGAACAUACGGGUGUACUUUGCAAACCAUACAUUCUUUUAAUGUUUGAAUGUAACACUACUCGUCUUUUCCUUUUCUCUUACAAGAAGAAUUCAUCUUUAUUAAAGUUACUUCUUAUGUGGGGGAAAUAUUACCAUAGCAGAUAGCGCUUUAUGCGGAAUGUGACAUAGGCUAUAACUAGUCAUUCUAGGCAAAGUUACGGUUUGAUCUCAGUAUUAUAAGAGCCUGGUUAGUGUAGGUAAUAAACACAUGUGAGUGUAUUUAACAUUGAUUUAAGUCAAAUAGAAGGUUCUGUUCGUCACUACGUGCAACCACGACACAUUCUGUUGAGUCACCAGUUAACAGGAACACCGUCUAUAACAAGCCUGACUAGGAAGCAGACAUGAGGGUUUCCACAAGUAAACUGCAGCAGCUCACCAUCUUCACCACUGUGCUGACAGGUGGAGGGAUCGGCACCAUGUACUAUCUGCUGCAGAAGAAUUUCACAGAGUCAGACUACCACAGAUUGGCUCUGCAGAAGUUGGAAGCAUGUCCGGUUGCCAUGGAAAGCCUGGGAGCACCACCUUUAAAAAUCCACAACAUCCAUCUGACUGACAGAAACAAUCGUGUUGACCCGCACAGCGCAUGGAUAAAGAUCCCUGUGACUGGGUCAAAAACUGGAGGUUAUCUGUAUACAUCUUCAAUUAGAGACCCUAAUACCAACAGCUGGAGUCUGAAGCAGGCAGUUCUGAUGCUCAGAGAAGGGCAGACCAUCAACCUGCUGAAUCCUCCUCCACCAGCUGCGACAGAACACACAGAGGGACUGAAUACAGCCUGCUGUCACUGACCAACACCAUGAAGUAAUGACAACGAUAACGACUUUGUCCUGCUCCAACAGGUGUUGCGUAGAGGUCUAAUUAACAAAAAUCAUGCGGAGGAAUAUUUACCAAAUGGGAAAUCCUUAAUUUUGGCAUAAUUUUAAUGUAUGGUUUCCAAAAGGGGUAAGGCUGUAUAUAUCAGAUUGUUCUUUUCUUGGCAUCUUGUUUUCUCAAAAGGUGUUUGUUGUUUGUUGAUCACGAUCCCCUGAAAUAAUAAACUUUAUCAAAUAGGUAUAAAUGGAAAAUUCUAUCAAGAUGUUAUUUCUUUGUACAGGGCAACUGUGCCUAUGUAAAAGUGACUGAAUAUCUCACAGAGUGAUUUUCCACACUCUCUGACAUUCUAUCACCAACCUUAUUUGUUGAUUUUGAUGAAUGAUUUGGUAAGGGAGGUAAAGAAGCCAAGGGAAGAGUAUUGUGUGACCAUAUACUUGCAUUCUUCUUUACGGUAAUGAUAUUAUUUUGCUUACAGAAGAAGUAGAAUAUUUACAAACAAUGUUGUCAAGUGUUGCUGAAUGAUGUAAAAAGUGAAGCACCAAUUUAAAAAAACAAAAAAACACGAUUUAUGAAUUUAUGAAAACCAUAUAGAGGUGAGAAACACCCCUGAAAACUAUCCCUGUGGGGACAUGAAUCUGGUUACGCAGUCACAUGUGGAGACUUCCUAUAAUGUAAAUCAUGACUUUCUAGGAUAAAGACUUGGUUUAAGGUGAAGGGCAGGUUUGGGUAAGAGUUGUUAGAUGCUGGAAAUCACAAGGUCUGGUGGACAUAGCUCAGCAGGGGACACAUAUGCACAGACGUCUUUUAAAAAAGUAUACUUUAAAAUGAUGCAAAUAUUUGACAUCCAGUUAAUCAGCAGGAAAUAGAUCAUGGUAAUAAUCAGCAGCAGAUGGUGGAUGGAUUAGAAACUGAUUUAUUAGUGUAUUUCUCUGUCUCCCCAGUUAUGUUUUCAUCUCAGAGAUUGACUUAUGGUUAUCUUAUGCCAUGUCAUAUUUAUACAUAUGGGUAUAUACUGUAUAUUUUUUAUUAUAUAUAUUUAUUUAUUAUCUUUAAUGAGUUCCAAUGUUUAAUGAUUUAUUUUUUUGUUCUGACUAUGUGAAGCUAGAGUUACAUCGCGAUGUAUGAAAAGUGCUAUACAAAUAAAGUUUUAUUGA